Ailuropoda melanoleuca (giant panda) is the source of this 2654-nucleotide messenger RNA. It is a transcript of the gene IL33R, whose product is annotated as interleukin 1 receptor like 1. Gene Ontology annotation, biological process: signal transduction. The coding region runs from base 248 to 1915 and encodes 555 amino acids. The record is from RefSeq and is a predicted model, not a curated record. The transcript is spliced from 11 exons. NCBI's taxonomy places the organism in Eukaryota, Metazoa, Chordata, Mammalia, Carnivora, Ursidae. Gene Ontology annotation, molecular function: interleukin-1 receptor activity; interleukin-33 binding.
GCACCUGCGGUGUCUUCAGGGCAGAAGCCAGAGGAGCUGAAAACUAUUCUUAGCUCGGCCAUGGACUUGGAGUUCAUUCCCUUCCGUCCUCCAGUUUGGUACAGACACUGAAACUCUAUCCUGCUGUGAAUCUCAAGGGGCACCAUCAAUCUCCUGGUGGAGACCUUCACCAUCGUAUGUCACGGAUUCGCCUUGAAUAAUCUCAACAGUCAGUUACCAACACUUGCUCUGGUUUGAUAAGCUGAAAAUGAGACUCCGGCUCUUGGCACUUCUAACACUUCUCAUACAUUCCACAGCAGCUAAGUUUAGCAAAUCAUCCUGGGGCCUGGAAAAUGAGGCUUUAAUUGUGAGAUGUCCUAGGCAAGAAAAGUCUCGAUACCCUGUGGAUUGGUACUUUUCAAAAACCAACAAAAGUAUAACCACCCAGAAAAGAAAUCGUGUGUUGGCCUCGGGGGAACGUCUGAAGUUUCUCCCAGCCAAAGGCAAUGAUUCUGGAAUUUAUACUUGCAUUAUCAGAAGUCCUACCUCCAAUAAGAUUGGAUAUGUAAAUGUCACCAUAUAUAAAAAACAACCAGAUUGCAAUAUUCCAGAUCAUCUGAUAUACUCAACAACAUCUGGAUCAGAAAAAAAUUCCAAAAUAAAUUGUCCUACAAUUGACCUCUACAAUUGGACAGCACCUGUUGAGUGGUUUAAGGAUUGUAAAGCUCUUCAAGGACCAAGGUAUCACAUACAUAAGAACUAUGUGCUGAUUGACGAUGCAACUAGCAAGGACACAGGUGAUUAUACAUGCAAAUUUAUGCACAAUGAAAAUGGAAUCAAUUACAGUGUGACGGCAACCAGAUCAUUCGUCAUGAAAGAGGAGGAAAGCCCUUCUUGGUUUCCAGUAAUUAUAGCCCCUCCACAAAAUGAAACAAAAGAAGUGGAAAUUGGAAAACCAGCAAACAUACUCUGCUCUGCUUGCUUUGGGAAAGGCUCUCUGUUCAUGUCUGGCGUCCGAUGGAAGGUGAACGGAACCAUAGUUCAGAACUUCAGUGAAGCAAGAAUUCAAGAGGAACGGGAGCAAAAUCAAAGUUUUAGCAAUGAGCUGACUUGUCAGAACACCAUUUUAAGAAUAGAUGAUGUGAGAGAGGAGGAUUUGACGCUGCGGUAUGAAUGUCUGGCUCAGAGUUUACAUGGGCAGACACAGCACACCGUAAGACUACAGAGGAGAAGUCCAAAUGUCGAGCAAAGCACCUACUACCUUCUGGCGGGAUUUAGCACCUUGUUAAUGUUAAUCAGUGUCAUGGUGAUAACACUGAAAGUGUUCUGGAUUGAGGUUAUUCUGCUCUGGAGAGACAUAGUCAGACCUUACAAAACUAGGAAUGAUGGAAAGAUCUACGAUGCUUACGUUAUCUAUCCGCGGAACUAUAAAAAUAGUCCUGAGAGGGCCAAUGCCGUGGAGCACUUUGUUCACCAGAUUCUGCCUGAUGUUCUUGAAAAUAAAUGUGGCUAUAACUUAUGCAUUUAUGGGAGAGAUCUGCUACCUGGAGAAGAUGCAGCCACUGCAGUGGAAAGCAACAUACGAAAGAGCAGGCGGCAGAUUUUUAUCCUGACUCCUGAGAUGGUGCACAGCAGGGAGUUUGCCUACGAGCAGGAGAUCGCCUUGCACAGCGCCCUCCUCCAGAAUGACUCCAAGGUGAUUCUUGUAGAAUUGGAGGCUCUGAGCAAGCCCGGUGGACUGCAGUUUGGGGACCUUCAAGAUUCCCUCAAGCACCUUGUAGAAGUGCAAGGUACCAUCAAGUGGAGGGAAGACCACGUGGCCAACAAACGGUCCCUCAAUUCCAAAUUCUGGAAGCACAUGAGGUACCACAUGCCUGUGCCAAACAGACGGCCAGGGACACCCAGUUUGGUUUCCCUGAGUGCCCAGGGGCAGUAGUGCUGGCUUUGACAUGCUGAUAAUGCACCCGAUUUCCAUCGAUCUGAGCUCCUCCUCGCUGGAUGAGGCCCCGGGACCAGACACCAAGGCAGAGGUGUGAGGACCGGGGAUGUCAAGAGUGUGCACGCCCCCAGUUUCAUCUAUCAGCUUUACUCCCAUUUGCCCGAUUCUGGGGGGAUGCAAAACACCCAGAAAUUUCUAUCCUCGAUCGCUCUCUCUUCAGCUCACUUUUCCUUCCUUUUCUCCCUUUGCUGGUCUUUCUCCAUGUGGCCUAGGAUCUUUUCAUUAGGCUUUUUUCCGCUGUCUCUCUCUUCCCUGCUGUCCUGCUCCUUACUCCUUGUCAAUAUUCUACACCUUGAACUUCAAACUGGAAGGGUUAGAGCUAAAUUUUCAUGUAACGUUGAAGAACACUCAGAUUCCCACAAGCAGAACAUUAGCAGUGCAUCUCGCUUCCAUUGUGUGUCUACACACAGUGCGUUUGACCUCUCCCUGGUGAGGGACACAAUGUUGUUUCACAGGGUACCCAUCGUGCAUAUGGACACUGUGAACAUUCUUGCGGACAUGUGUUCUUCUUUGUCUUGGCUCAAUACCGAGUUAUGGUCCCUCUUACGAAACUGUCAAAUUGGCAAACUAAUUGUACCAUUUUACAUUUCCUCCAGUUUUGUACAAGACCACUCUUCUUCCACCUCCUCACCGAUGAUUGGUGCUGUUAGGUCUCUUUGAACUGUGUUGUUUCUGU